Fonsecaea nubica is the source of this 786-nucleotide messenger RNA. RefSeq lists its product as hypothetical. The record is from RefSeq and is a predicted model, not a curated record. The coding region runs from base 1 to 786 and encodes 261 amino acids. Lineage: Eukaryota; Fungi; Ascomycota; Eurotiomycetes; Chaetothyriales; Herpotrichiellaceae. The transcript is spliced from 2 exons.
AUGAAGUCCAAGCUUCUAGGAGCAAUGAUUUUUGCCGCUUCUGCGAUGGCAGCAGCAACGGCGACAGAGUCUGAACAAGAUUCCUCUCUCCAAAAGAGAGCGUUCUACGAGGACGGCUACAAGAUCUUUAUCCGCAAACGAAAUGCCCACGCCUGCAUGAUGUCCAUCGCCUUCAUCGUCCUGUUCCCGCUGGGUGCCAUUUCCCUUCAUCUCCCACUGCGAGGUGUUCGCGUGGUCAAGUUCAUCCACGCGCCGAUUCAGAUCCUGGGAUUGGCGGUAAUGAUUGGCGCAAUGGGGCUGGGUAUCGACAUUGCAGAUGUUGAUCUGAACUAUUUCUCCAGCAGCACCUCUACCAAGGCCCACGUCGUGAUUGGGCUCCUCGCGACAUCGGCGCUGAUCCUCUUUCAGCCCGCACUGGGGCUGUUGCAGCAUCGUUAUUUCAAGAAGACAGGCAAGAAGAGCAUGUUCGCCUACAUCCACCGGUGGCUCGGCCGCAUCGCAAUCUGUCUAGGCUGGAUCAAUUCCGGCUUGGGUUUCCAGCUGGUGCCCAUCUCGUUAGUCGCCACUCACUCUCUGGUACGAAACUUUGUGAUCAUGGGAGUCUUGGGAGGGAUUUGGUUCUUCCUGAUCGGGUGGGAUGGAUACCGACACCACUGGGUGAAGAAGAACAAGAUGUCUGCGUAUCGGCUCGGCUGGGAUAAGGGCGUGGUGCUUCGACGUCAGCAGGCGGAGGAAGAGGGCAUCAAGGAGGCAGGCAAUUCCGAGGAUCAAGUUGCUCACAGAUGA